This is a messenger RNA of Haliotis rufescens (red abalone), 2321 nucleotides long. Its product is annotated as zinc finger protein 239-like. The coding region runs from base 134 to 1264 and encodes 376 amino acids. The record is from RefSeq and is a predicted model, not a curated record. Lineage: Eukaryota; Metazoa; Mollusca; Gastropoda; Lepetellida; Haliotidae. The transcript has a single exon.
UGUAUGGUCCAAGGCCUGGUUGUUAUUAGUGGCAUUCUUAUGGAAACAUCUUUAGGAAAUGCAUUAAUUUGAUAGAGGCAAAUAAAAACUCCUUUAUGUUUUCAGUGAACACCAUAACAUCCACAAGUUAAUAAUGGAAGUACAAAGCCAGACAGAGAUUCCUGACUCUUUUACUGAAACAAACAUUGAUAGAGAAUUGCUGGAAACAGGUGAUCUUAAGAAACCUAGUAGAAUCCAGCCUUAUCAGUGUGUUGAAUGUGGGAAGGAAUUUACAACGUCAAGUCACCUGCAGAGACAUCAGAAGAUUCAUGGUGGAAUCGAACCUUAUCAGUGUGGUGAAUGUGGGAAAAGAUUUACACAGUCAGAUAACCUGAAGAGACACAUGAUGAGUCACAGUGGAAUCCAGCCUUAUCAGUGUGCUGAAUGUGACAAAGAAUUUACACAAUCGGAUCAACUGCAGACACACAUGAUGAUUCACAGUGGAAUCAAGCCUCAUCAGUGCCUUGUGUGUAAUAAAACAUUCACACAGUCAAGUAGCCUACAGACACACAUGCGGAUUCACAGUGGAAUCCAGCCUUAUGAAUGUGUUGAAUGUGGGAACAAAUUUACAUACUCAGCUAGUCUGCAGAGGCACAUGAGGACUCAUACUGGAAUCAAGCCUUAUCAGUGUGUUGAAUGUGGUAAAGAAUUUACUGAGUCAGGUGCCCUUCAGAAACACAUGAGGGUUCACACUGGAGUCAAGCCUUAUCAGUGUGGUGAAUGUGGGAAAAGAUUUACACACUCUCAAAGCCUCGAGAAACACAUGAGGGUUCACACUGGAAUCAAGCCUUAUCAGUGUGUUGAAUGUGGUAAAGAAUUUACUGAGUCAGGUGCCCUUCAGAAACACAUGAGGGUUCACACUGGUAUCAAGCCUUAUGAGUGUGUCGAAUGUGGGAAAGCAUUUGCACAAUCAUGGAACCUGCAGACACACAUGACAAUUCACAAUGGAAUCAAGCCUUGUAAGUGUGUUGAAUGUGGGAAAGAAUUUACACAAUCACGUUACCUGCAGAGACACGUGAUGACACACAGUGGAAUCAAGGCUUAUCAGUGUGUUGAAUGUGGGAAAAGAUUUACACAGUCAAAUGCCCUGCAGAGACACAUGGCAAGUCACAGUGGAAUCAAGCCUUUUCUAUGUGAUGAAUGUGGGAAAGGAUUUACACAGUCACGUUACCUGCAGAGACACAUGAAGAUUCACAGUGGAAAGAAGCCUCACCAGUGUGAUUAAUGUGGGAAAGGAUUUACACAGUCAGGUGCCAUGCAGAGACACAUGAGGAUUCACAGUGGUAUCAACUGACUGGAUCGAGUGGACUGAAGUCAUUAAUGUAAUGAGUGUAUACAUACUGAAUAAUAACAAUCAAUACCUGGAGAUGAUUGUACUCCAUCUGUUCUAUGUACAUGAUGUAACUGCAUAUAUCAGAGACUCCCUAUGUUUAACCUUUAAAUAACUUAUCUUCAACAUGUUCAAGCAUCUUCCCGAGGCAAUGGAGUUAACUGACUGUAAAAGUCCAGUUUCCACUCUUGUCGAACAAGGCUGAAAUUCCUGGGCUCGAUCAUAGCGCUAGCAGUGGUGAAUACAAGUUUUGUCCCUUCUAUGCCCCUCCUAUCGACCAAUGAGAUUUCACCUCUAAUAUCACUUGUAUUUGCCUCAAACAAAGACGAUCUGAUCAAUGAUCAUGAUCUGUGAUGUACCAAGACUGGUCUUACCUCACGAAGUGCAUCAAAUCAUGUGAGAUCUUUGAAUGAACACAUGAAAAGGUUUUGAAAAUCUCUGUUGAUGCCCAGUUGACUGUAAAAAUCAUAUGCAAAUCCUACAGUCAACUAAAAUUUGCACGUUGAAAUCCAUGUUGUUUAUGAACUGUAUGUUGAUGUUGUUACACGAUUUUGAUUGGACUAUGCAUAGACUCGUUAGUCCAGCCGAAAUAUAACUCCAUAAUCCCAGCCCAAUUCGGCAUUUGUGGAACUGGACUUUUACAGUCUGCUAACUCUGUUGCCUUGGGAAGAUGAUUUUCAAGGAGAUGGGCAAUAUGUAGUCUGGGCUAAUCCAUCAUCGAGGCAUUUUAGAACAGCUUGUUUUUCUAUUUUUCAUGAUUAUACAACAUCUUUGAUCGUCUACACAUGGCAAAAGUUGUGAGUGUACACCUGUCUAUGUUCAAUAUGUUAUUCAUUUUGGGGGGCAUGGGUGGCCCAGUUGUCUAAGGCACCGCUAUCCGCUGUGCAGAGUUGCGUCCCUUGGGCAGCCAGAAACCUAUGAUUGUGGGUUUGCCCCGAUUAUGUUUGUAGGU